Molecule: messenger RNA, 5228 nt
Organism: Rana temporaria (common frog)
Lineage: Eukaryota; Metazoa; Chordata; Amphibia; Anura; Ranidae
Gene: PSD3
Product: pleckstrin and Sec7 domain containing 3
Exons: 16
Coding region: 1347-4403 (1018 amino acids)
Biological process (GO): regulation of ARF protein signal transduction
Molecular function (GO): guanyl-nucleotide exchange factor activity; phospholipid binding; protein binding
Source: RefSeq, a predicted model, not a curated record
UGGUAUAUAGGAAGCAGAGAUGAUGACACAGAAGAGAUCCUGUACCUGUUAUAUAGGAAGCAGAGAUGAUCACACAGAAGAGAUCCUGUACCUGUUAUAUAGGAAGCAGAGAUGAUCACACAGAAGAGAUCCUGUACCUUGUAUAUAGGAAGCAGAGAUGAUGACACAGGGGAGAUCCUGUACCUGUUAUAUAGGAAGCAGAGAUGAUCACACAGGGGAGAUCCUGUACCUGUUAUAUAGGAAGCAGAGAUGAUGACAUAGGGGAGAUCCUGUACCUGGUAUAUAGGAAGCAGAGAUGAUGACACAGGGGAGAUCCUGUACCUGUUAUAAAGGAAGCAGAGGUGAUCAUACAGAAGAGAUCCUGUACCUGUUAUAUAGGAAGCAGAGAUGAUGACAUAGGGGAGAUCCUGUACCUGUUAUAUAGGAAGCAGAGAUGAUGACACAGGGCAGAUCCUGUACCUGUUAUAUAGGAAGCAGAGAUGAUCAUACAGAAGAGAUCCUGUACCUGUUAUAUAGGAAGCAGAGAUGGUGACACAGGGGAGAUCCUGUACCUGGUAUAUAGGAAGGAGAGAUGAUGACACAGAGGAGAUCCUGUACCUGGUAUAUAGGAAGCAGAGAUGGUGACACAGGGGAGAUCCUGUACCUGGUAUAUAGGAAGGAGAGAUGAUGACACAGAGGAGAUCCUGUACCUGGUAUAUAGGAAGCAGAGAUGAUCACACAGAAGAGAUCCUGUACCUUGUAUAUAGGAAGCAGAGAUGGUGACACAGAAGAGAUCCUGUACCUGUUAUAUAGGAAGCAGAGAUGAUGACAUAGGGGAGAUCCUGUACCUGUUAUAUAGGAAGCAGAGAUAAUGACACAGGGGAGAUCCUGUACCUGGUAUAUAGGAAGCAGAGAUGGUGACACAGAGGAGAUCCUGUACCUGUUAUACAGGAAGCAGAGAUGGUGACACAGAAGAGAUCCUGUACCUGGCUGGUAUAUAGGAAGCAGAGACGAUAGAGUGUAGUAGGAAGCAGACAUGAUCCUGUGUGUAGUAGGCAGGCAUGCCAGUGAUUGGAGAGAGUAGAUAGACAGGGAGUAGAGGAGGAGGUGCUGUGUCCAGGCCAUGCUGUGCUCAGUCACAGUACACACGGUCUCUGCUCUCAGGAAGAAGGAUCUCUUGUAGGAGGAGAGCCCGAGCACUGACAACAAAGACUGGUCACAGGAGGGACUCAGAGAGGGGGAGCAGCAGACCUGCCUGUGUAUAGACGGCAACACAGGAGACAAGGGGAGGAGUGAGAGCAAGCGAAAGGAAAACACAAAGGAGAGCAGAGGACUUAUUUGUGCAGGCGACAUCUCAGACAUGGAAAAUGGAAGAAGGAGAUGGUGGGGCAGAGAGAUAUGUGUGGGUUAAUAGCACAUCAGCUCACUCCCAAAAUGUUGCCAAGGCGAAAUACAAGUUCUUGUUUGGAGAGUCAAUGCCAACAGAGGAGGACAAGGCACCAGAAACGGAUGACCCUGGAAACACAAGAUUGCUUCCCCAAGCUGCUAGCGUCAUCAAUGAAUUCCCUGAGUACGGGACAACAGAACCUAGAGAAAAUGAUACAUUCAAAGCCAAUCAAGGACAUUUAAUCGAACCGAUACCAUGUAUACAAGAAAAAAGAGACCUUCACAAGGCCAACCCCGUAGUACAGAAUGACCAUUUACCAGAACAAUCUGAACAAUGUUUACAUGACAAAUUAAGUGGGCCCCGACAUUUCACAGAUGGUGCAGACAGCAACUGUUCAUCAGCGCAAGAGCUUAACACACAGACUGGAUGUACUUUGACUUUCAAUAUAGUGAAUGUUAUAGAUAAUACUAUUGUUCCAAGUCCUCAGACAGAAGAACAAGUUGAUCAAGUGAUGGUUACAGGUCAGGAGGACACCCCAUACACUCCUAAAGCACCUGUUCCUCAGGAUAAAAAGUCAUAUUUAUAUGUUCAGAGAGAGUUGGCAGCAAUCUCAGAAGAGGAAACUCUCUCAGAAUCCUCGCUAUCACAAAUCACAGAGAUUGCCGACUAUCCAAGAUCACAACAUAGUAAUAUUUCCUCCUCGACAACGACGAUCAUGGAUAACUGCAAUGACGAAGAGGAAAGCACUGUGAUAAGCGGAGGGAAUAAAGAAGAUGAUAAUGGCACGGCUCAGUCACAGUCUCCUAUGCCAUCAUGUGUAGAAAAUGCUGCUUUUAAUGGUACUGGUGCAGCAACGGUACAAACACAAAUGGUGGUUGGGUGGGGGGACACUUCACCGACUACAGCUGAUGAAAAGCAAAAUGAUACAACGUCCCUUAUAGCUGCAGGAACAAAUAGCUACAUUCCAAACCUUGAGAGGACUAGUGUCAUAAUGGGAACAACUAUUUCAUCAGCAAUUCAGAGGCCUAGGAGUGUUUCUGACACCUGUCAGUAUCAGGAUGGUUUAGACAAUGAAGUUUUCGUAAAGGAUCUUGGUGAAGAUCAUGUGGAGCAUGUUCGAUCUUUGAAGAGCCCUAGGAUUGUAACAGAUGACCAACAUGAAGACACGUUUAGAUCUAAAAGAUGUUCUGAGGACUCCACGGACUUGUAUAGCUCACAGUUUGAGAACAUACUGGACAACACUUCCUUAUAUUACAGUGUGGAAUCACUUGACACCUUAUACUAUGAACCAGAUAGCUUUUUCAGUUUUGAGAUGCCACUCACGCCAAUGAUUCAACAGCGAAUCAAGGAAAGUAGUCAUUACAUGGAGAAGAACACAGUUGAGGUUGAGCAAGAAAUCCUCAAAGUGGACCCAGGCAAUGGAAUAACAAUGGGGUUCUGCAAUGAUGUCCUCAAUGGGUUGGAUAAUAUUACCAGUGUGGAAUUUAACAAAUCAAAUGAAGGGAUGGAGCUCUCAGGAAGUGAUGCAGGACCAAGCAACAAACCGCUAGAGGCCUCAUAUGACAUGGGCAGCACUGAAAUCCUUCAAAAAGGAAGCACUGAAAACCUCAGCAAUGGGACCAAUAGUAACUUACAAGCUGCAAAACGCCUGGCCAAACGUCUCUACCAGUUGGAUGGAUUUAAACGCUCUGAUGUCGCAAAGCAUUUAGGAAAAAACAAUGAAUUUAGCCAGCUUGUGGCAGAAGAAUAUCUUAAAUUUUUUGAUUUCACGGGUAUGACCUUAGAUCAGUCACUCAGGAGCUUCUUUAAAGCCUUCUCACUAGUUGGAGAAACUCAGGAAAGGGAAAGAGUUUUAAUUCACUUCUCUAACCGAUAUAUUCAGUGCAACCCAAACAGCAUAUGUUCUUCAGAUGGAGUGCAUUGUCUUACCUGCGCAAUUAUGCUUCUCAAUACUGACCUACAUGGACAUAAUAUUGGAAAGAAAAUGAGCUGUCAGGAAUUCAUUGCCAAUCUCCAAGGGGUGAAUGAAGGAGGCAGUGAUUUUCCCCGAGGGCUUCUCAAGGCUCUGUACAACUCCAUCAAGAAUGAAAAGUUGGAAUGGGCAGCAGAUGAUGUUGAUGCAAUGAAGAAAUCACCAUCAGACAGCGCUGAUGAAAAAGCCAAUGGUACUCAGUCAAAGAGUGUUAGUCGGAUUGGCAGCAGCAGCAAUCCAUUCCUGGAUAUUCCCCACGAUCCAAAUGCAGCAGUGUACAAGGCUGGUUUCCUUGCACGCAAACUCCAUGCAGAUAUGGAUGGGAAAAAAACUCCAAGGGGAAAACGAGGAUGGAAAACAUUUUAUGCGAUUUUAAAGGGAACUGUUCUUUACUUGCAAAAGGAUGAAUACAAGCCAGAGAAGGCUCUUUCUGAAGAUGAUUUAAAGAAUGCUGUAAGUGUACAUCAUGCCUUGGCCUCAAAGGCGACAGAUUAUGAAAAGAGACCCAAUGUCCUCAAACUGAAGACAGCAGAUUGGAGAGUUUUCCUCUUUCAAGCACAGAGCACCGAGGAAAUGGAGUCGUGGAUUAACAAAAUUAACUGUGUGGCAGCAGUGUUUUCUGCUCCACCUUUCCCAGCGGCUAUUGGAUCCCAGAAAAAAUUCAGCCGCCCAUUACUCCCUGCCACCACCACUAAACUGUCCAAGGAGGAACAGCUGAAAUCACAUGAAACAAAACUCAAACAGAUCUCCACUGAGCUGGCUGAGCAUCGCUCCUAUCCACCUGACAAGAAAGUAAAAGCCAAGGAAAUAGAUGAGUACAAGAUGAAAGAUCACUACUUGGAAUUUGAGAAAACCCGUUAUGAAGUUUAUGUGAAACUCCUGAAGGAAGGAGGCAAAGAGCUUUUGAGCAGUGGUGAAAAUGACAACUCUGGCCUGAAGAAAUCUCAUUCAAGCCCAUCUCUUACUCAAGAUUCAUCACCAGCCAGUGCCAAGGUCAAGCGUAAUGUUUCGGAGAGGAAAGAUUACCGGCCAGAGACACCCAGCAUCAAGCAAAAGGUUACUUAAGAGGCAUGGGAUGACAAUAAGCUGGAAGUCAGUCAGCAAGAGCAGCAAAAUAUAUUGUCUGUCACAAUUGUUACUAUCUGUGGUUCAUUCAAACAACAAAAUGAGUCUGUGACUGACUGAAGCUUGAUAGCAUUUUCUAUUGCACAUUCCUUCUUGCUGUUGACUGCUCACUAUGUUGUAGAUGUCUUUGUUCCCAAUCUGCAGAGUGUGGUAGUUUGGCUUAUAACACCUCAUGCACUGUAGAUUCAGUCCAGCGCUGAAAGGUUUAGCAAUUAAUGCGCCUUUUUUUCAUAGGGGAUACUUAUCUGGACAACAAAAUGUUGUACCUGCCCCAGAGUCCACUGCUCUUCACCUUCACAUCAAAUAUUUUUAAGUUAUAUUUUUUAACCUAAUUUAUACAGCAGAUAUUGGUUUACUGUAAUUGACCUUUCUUUUUUUUUAACUAAUUUAUUGUAAACCCAGUUUUAAAUGAUUUGUACAGACAAGUUUGUGCUGGAAUUGUAGAGGGAAUUUGUGGUAAAGUGUGGGCCAGUGCAAGUUUUGGUAUCUUAAAUGCACCAACUUUAUUGACACUAGACAUAUAGACAAAUGCACAUUUGAGCCUGAACAGAAUAGGCCAUUUAGUUGCUGCAGGACUUGUAUUAAUAUUGUUUUAGUCUAUGUAGUUCUAUGCCGUCUACCCAAAACUAGAUGGCGCAAACACAUUCAAUUUCAAUCUUAACAAGGAUUUUCAUGUGUGUUAGACAUUAUUCCAGGCCAAUCAAUUUAUGAAUGUACUGUACAGUUUUCAUCUCAAUCAUUAGGAAAAAGCCGUAUACACAAUUU